Molecule: messenger RNA, 2191 nt
Organism: Trichechus manatus latirostris (Florida manatee)
Lineage: Eukaryota; Metazoa; Chordata; Mammalia; Sirenia; Trichechidae
Gene: LARP7
Product: La ribonucleoprotein 7, transcriptional regulator
Exons: 13
Coding region: 175-1920 (581 amino acids)
Biological process (GO): RNA processing
Cellular component (GO): nucleus; ribonucleoprotein complex
Molecular function (GO): RNA binding
Source: RefSeq, a predicted model, not a curated record
GUGCCUCUGACGUAACAACAGGCGCACAGCCUCCGGGCCCGUCUUUCUCGAAGGGAACAGGAGAACCGUGUCGCUCACGCUAUGACGCCAAAAGAAGCACGACUAUAAGGAUCGGAAGGCGGCAAAGGCUGAAGGACGCAGUUUGUGACCCUGUGUUUGGGGAAUUGAGCCGAAAUGGAAACUGAAAAUGGAAGUCAAGACAAAGUAAUGGAAGAGGAAAACAUUGAAAAGAAAAAAGAUGUAGAAAAAAAGAAACGGUCUCGAGUUAAACAGGUCCUUGCAGAUAUUGCUAAGCAAGUGGACUUUUGGUUUGGAGAUGCCAAUCUUCACAAGGAUCGAUUUCUUCGAGAGCAGAUAGAAAAAUCUAGAGAUGGAUAUGUUGAUAUAUCACUUCUUGUGUCAUUUAACAAAAUGAAAAAAUUGACCACUGAUGGUAAAUUAAUUGCCAGGGCAUUGAAAAGUUCAGCAGUUGUAGAGCUGGAUUUAGAAGGCACCAGGAUCAGGAGGAAAAAGCCCCUAGGUGAAAGACCAAAGGAUGAAGAUGAGCGGACAGUGUAUGUGGAGUUACUUCCCAAAAAUGUUAAUCACAGCUGGAUUGAAAGAGUAUUUGGUAAAUGUGGCAAUGUUGUUUAUAUAAGCAUACCACAUUAUAAGUCUACUGGAGACCCAAAGGGAUUCGCCUUUGUGGAAUUUGAAACAAAAGAACAAGCAGCAAAAGCUAUUGAGUUUCUUAACAAUCCACCAGAAGAGGCACCAAGAAAACCUGGGAUAUUUCCUAAGACAGUGAAAAAUAAACCCAUUCCAGCUCUAAGAGUACCUGAAGAAAAGAAGAAGAAAAAAAAGAAGAAAGGCCGAGUGAAGAAGGAAGACAAUGUCCCGACCAAAGAUGCAAACAUGGACACAAGCAAUGAGAACGUCUGUAAACUGAAACGAUCCAGGACCACAUCUGAGGGGUCUGAUGUAGAAGUAACUGAAGCACAAAAGCCACCCUCAAAGAAAAAGAAAAAAAGGGAAAAAGCUGAAGUGUCCAACUUACCUGAAGUCAGAACCGGGAAGAGGAAAAGGAGUGCCUUCGCAGACACAGAAUGCUUAGCUCCCAGAUCUAAAGUAAAAAAAUUGACUCAAAAAGAAAACAUUAAAAAAGAAGUUAAAGAAGUUACCAAAGAAAACAAAGAUUUAGAGGUCUCUACAGAAGAGGAAAAGGAUACCAGAGAUAUCAAAGAUGGAUCUCUCUUAAAAGCAAAAAGGAAGCAUAAGAAAAAACAUAAAGAGAGACAUAAAAUGGGAGAAGAGGUUAUACCAUUAAGAGUACUAUCAAAGAGUGAAUGGAUGGAUUUGAAAAAGGAGUAUUUAGCUUUGCAAAAAGCCAGCAUGGCCUCUUUAAAAAAAACAAUAUCCCAAAUAAAAUCAGAGUCAGAAAUGGAAACAGAUCAUGGCGAACCUAAUAAAUCUGGAAUGAAAAAUGAAAAAACCAACAGUGAAGAAUGUCGCCCCCAGGAGGUUAAUGCUAUGGGACCACAGUUUGUGAGUGGAGUGAUUGUGAAGAUCAUUAGCGCAGAGCCCCUACCUGGCAGGAAACAAGUCCGGGAUACUUUGGCAGCGAUCUCAGAAGUUGUUUAUGUUGAUUUGCUAGAAGGAGAUACAGAAUGCCAUGUAAGAUUUAAGACUCCUGGGGAUGCUCAAGCAGUAAUAAAUGCAUACACGGAAAUUAAAAAGAAGCACAGCUGGAAACUCGAGGUCCUUUCUGGUGAUCAUGAACAGCGAUAUUGGCAGAAGAUUUUGGUAGACAGGCAGGCCAAACUUAAUCAGCCUCGGGAAAAGAAAAGAGGCACCGAGAAGUUAAUCACCAAAGCUGAGAAGAUUAGACUGGCAAAGACUCAACAAGCAAGUAAACACAUUAGAUUUUCUGAAUAUGAUUGAAAAAAAAAAUGGUUUAACUCUGAAUAUUUCACUGGAUACUUGAGCUAUUGGAAGAUAAAUUUUUACUAUGGUAAUACUGUACAAUGAAUGUUGUUCUAAAACUUACAUUUAAUGAAGAGCAUAUGUUUGUUCUUCAACUUGUAAGUAAGGCUUUUUUCUAGAAACAAGUACAUUGUAUACCAGUCUUUCAUUAAACAUUUUAUUUGUUGAAAUCAUCUUAUGUAAUAUCAACCACGAAGUGAUUUAGUAAAUAAAUGUGUUUUGAACAUUA